Pogona vitticeps (central bearded dragon) is the source of this 1450-nucleotide messenger RNA. It is a transcript of the gene KAZALD1, whose product is annotated as Kazal type serine peptidase inhibitor domain 1. Gene Ontology annotation, biological process: regulation of cell growth; regulation of signal transduction. Gene Ontology annotation, cellular component: extracellular region. The record is from RefSeq and is a predicted model, not a curated record. Lineage: Eukaryota; Metazoa; Chordata; Lepidosauria; Squamata; Agamidae. Gene Ontology annotation, molecular function: insulin-like growth factor binding.
GCAAAAAUCAUCCAACACAACCUGGCUGAAGGCACUGUUCAGCCUUGACGGCACUGGAAGCGACGGGUCAGCAGAAUUUUGAAUCAGCCACAGACUCCGUCAUACCUGAGAUGAGGCAGUGAUGGCUCCAUAGCUUUGAAGAAAAGCCUAUGAUAUUUGUUGCUGAAGGCGCAAGUUGUCCAAGGGAUGGUUCCAAGCAAGGGUGAUGAAUGGAUGCCAAGAGCCAUGGAGCUUGUGAGAAUGUCUCGAUUAGCUAACUUUGUCUCCUUUCAAGUUACCUUUUUAUGUGUGUUUUUGUGCUGGGAUGUCCUUAGUCGGGCCCUACCCAUCGCUCCUGAUUAUUUGCAGCGUGGCUGGCAGAGGCUUCUGGAGGAAGGAGAGAGCUGCAUGGAAUGCAGAUUGGAGGACUGUCCCACGCCACGUGGCUGCCUUGCUGGGGUGGUGCUGGAUGCUUGUGACUGCUGUUGGGAGUGUGCCAACCUGGAAGGACAGAUUUGUGAUUUGGACAAUACCAACCACUUCUAUGGCAAGUGUGGGGAUCACUUAGAAUGCCGCCUUGAAUCCGGGGAGCUGCAACAUGGUGAGGUGCCCGAGCCUCAGUGUACUUGCAUUUCCAGCCAGGCUGUCUGCGGGUCUGACGGCAAAACCUAUGCCCAAAUCUGCAAAUUCCAAGAGAUGCGUAACUCCCACCCAGAGACUAAUCUCACCGUGGCCCAUGAAGGCCCCUGUGAAUCAGAGCCCCACAUUGUAUCUCCUCCUUAUGACAUCUGGAACGUUACUGGGCAAGAUGUGAUCUUUGGCUGUGAGGUCUUUGCCUACCCUAUGGCAUCUAUUGAAUGGAGGAAGGAGGGACUGGAUAUGCUGCUUCCUGGAGAUGACCCCCACAUUUCAGUUCAGUUUAGAGGAGGCCCGCAGAAGUAUGAAGUGACCAGCUGGCUCCAGAUCCAAGCUGUGCGGAUGACCGAUGAGGGAACUUACCAGUGCUUUGCAAGAAAUAACAUUGGACAUGUGGCAGCUCCUGCUAGCCUCAUAGUUCUCACUCCUGAUCAGCUGAACAUGACGAAGUUAGCCUUACCCUUACCCAACCUAGGAUUGGAGGAUGGUAUGGAAAGUGAUGAGUCUUAUGAUUAUUACUGAUAGCAUCUAUGAGGGUGGGGAGCUGUCAGAAUGCUGAAACAUUUGCAUCCUUUCCCACUUGAUCAUGUGUAUGCUCACCAACUGUAUUCCUAGACUUCUAAGGAAACCAGUACUAAACAUUUGUGAUGUAUUUAAAGAAGUGAGCUGAAGAUCUAUGAUUAGUUUUGAUAUAAAUUCAUUUUGGAAGGGGAGAGAUAAAUGUAUUUAUUCUUUUAAUCCACUCGUUUGCUUGAUAAAGGAGACAGCAAGGUAAUGGGAUGGGGAAAAUACUGCAUUUAACUGAGUUUAGAACAAAUGGACAUUAAAAGGCAUU